AUGACGGACACGAAGGUGGAGGAAUCCCUCUUCCAAAUCAUCCACUGCUACCACCAGUAUGCAGCCCGGGAAGGGGAUGUGGAAACCCUGUCCCUGGAGGAGCUGAAGGCUCUGCUUGUGGACAACGUGCCCCGCUUCAUGGGGAGCCUGGGCCGGAAGGAGCCACACUACAUCACAGAGUUGUUCCAGGCAGCAGACAGGAACAAGGACAAUCAGAUCUGCUUCGAGGAGUUCCUCUACAUCCUGGGCAAGCUGGUCCAGGACUACCACCUGCAGUACCGCCGGCAGCUGUGCGCUCACCACUGCACCCAGCACAGCCUCUACUAG
Messenger RNA from Otolemur garnettii (small-eared galago), 327 nucleotides. Its product is annotated as protein S100-A15A. The transcript has 2 exons. Gene Ontology annotation, cellular component: cytoplasm. The record is from RefSeq and is a predicted model, not a curated record. Bases 1 to 327 code for a protein of 108 amino acids. Gene Ontology annotation, molecular function: calcium ion binding; transition metal ion binding. Lineage: Eukaryota; Metazoa; Chordata; Mammalia; Primates; Galagidae.